AUGAAAGAGUUCCCCAAUUUCCUACAGUUCCAGGAUGAAUUGGAGUUGUUAUUUUUUUAUAAUAACAAAAUUCAAGGUGAAAUACCAACUUGGUUUUGGAACAACACUAACGAAAAUAUUCGAGAGGUCCAACUUGGGAACUACUUUCUGACAGGUUUUGAACAGCAUCCAGAUGUCAUUCCAUGGCGGUCACUUCUAAUUUUAGACCUCAGUUUUAAUAGACUGCAAGGAUCACUUCCAAUUCCACCACUGUCCACCAUUGUUUAUGAGGCCACUGGUAACUCGUUAUCCGGAGAAAUUCCACCAUCAAUAAUCUGCCACAAUAGUUCUCUUAAAUUUUUAGAUUUGUCUAAUAAUAACUUAGGUGGCACGAUUCCUCAAUGUUUGCCCAGUUUUAGUGAUUCUCUACUGGUGGUCAAUCCAAGUCACAAUAAUUUUCACGGCACAAUUCCUGACAUGACAGGGAUCAACUUGAAGAUGAUUGAUCUAAGUCAAAAUCAAUUACAUGGUCUAGUACCAAGAUCAUUGGAAAAUUGUACAAUGCUUGAGAUUCUUCUUCUUGGCAACAAUCAAAUGGAGGGUACUUUUCCCUCGUGGUUGGGAGCUCUUCCUAAGUUACAAGUUCUUAUUUUGCGAUCUAACAGAUUUCAUGGUGCCAUUAAUGUUUCUCAAGCCAAAUUAAAAUUUGCAAAAUUGCGCAUCAUUGACCUCUCUAACAAUGGUUUCUCAGGUAACUUACCGUCAGAAUACUUCGAAAACUGGAAUGCAAUGACAAUGGUCAAGAGAGAAAAGUUAACAUAUAUGCAGGCAAGUCAAGGAGUUCCAAUUGGAAUUGUAAAUUCAAGAUCGACAGCUCUAACUUUGUAUACGAGGCCUUACGUGUAUUCAGUAACAAUGGAUAACAAAGGCACCCACACAGUAUACGCGAAAAUCCAAACGGCCUUCAUAGCUAUUGAUUUGUCAAACAACAAAUUCGGAGGGGAAAUUCCUGAAUCUCUUGGAAGGCUCAAUGGGCUUCAGAUGUUAAAUCUUUCCAACAACAGUCUCACUGGUGUCAUCCCAUCAUCCUUGGCAAAUUUGACCGAGCUGGAAUCAUUGGACCUUUCGCAGAACUUGCUCUCAGGAGAGAUCCCUCAACAACUCUCCCAACUCACUUUCCUUGAAUUCCUAAACGUUUCUCACUAUUGUUUAUUUUUUGUUAAAAAAAUAAAAAAGACCGACCAAGCUAGGCCUAUUGCCUAG
Camellia sinensis is the source of this 1242-nucleotide messenger RNA. Lineage: Eukaryota; Viridiplantae; Streptophyta; Magnoliopsida; Ericales; Theaceae. The record is from RefSeq and is a predicted model, not a curated record.